GACGCUGCCCGUUCCUGAAAGUGGGUCGCUUUUUAAAGCCCACGCUCACCGCUGACGUCAUCCGCGCUUGCGCAGCUUUACCUUCCUCCUCAGGUACUCUCCAGGUAGGUCCGAGGGGCUCGGCCUACCUACAAUGGCUGAUCCUCCGAUCUCCAGUCGUAUGUCGAUCACGAGCACUCCUUACUCCCGCUCCGCUGCUUGCACCGAUGCUGCCUGCUCCUGAAAGUGAUGAGUCAGCAUGUAAGAAUGAGAUGGCAUGCCUGGUUGAGUGAUGCCACAAAUUCAACUUCCCACUAAACGUCAACAAAACCCAGAGGGUGAUCAAUGGGAGGGCAAGUCAGGAGAACCAGGUGUCAGUUCUCAUAGGUGGGUAGGAGGUGGAGAGAGCGAGUGGCUUUAAAUUCCUGUGAGGUACCAUUUCAGACGGAGUUGCCUUGGGUCUAGAUGCAACUACAAAGAAUGCACGCCAGUGUCUGUACUUUCUUUUUUUUUAAGGAGGUUCAGUAUGUCAUUGAAGACUCUGACAAAGUACUACAGAUGUACAGUGGAAACCAUUCUGACUCACAGAAUGGUACAGAAACUCCAACACCCAGGAUGGCAAGAGGCUAUACAGUGUGGUGGACAGCCAAUACAUCAUGGGAACAGCUUUCCCCACCAUCGAGGACACCCAACUACAAGAGCUGCUGAAAAACAACAAAUUACUCAACAGCUGACAUCAGACAUCAGUUUCUCAUUGAGGGAUCAGCAGAAGAAAAUGUGAGCUACUCUCCACAAAUUUUCACCAUAUGUUAAUGUGAAGAGUGAACAGUAAAUGGUUAAUCUUACGGCGACCUUGUUCUCAUUGACUACGGUUUAUCUUGGCAUUUCAUUACACCCGAGCGAGAACGCUAUAGUGAAAAAGCGGCAUUAUCAGGUGUUUCAAGUGCUGCAAUGUCAUCUCGAUCCAGCAUCAAGUCGAUGCCACCCAGCGACAAGGGCAGUAGGGCAUCAUCAAGUAAGGCCGCCCAGGCAAGAGCUAAAGCAGAUGCCGCCCAUGUGCGGGUGGACUACGGCAAGCGAGCAGCAAAAUUGAAAAUGGAAGGGGCCGCCAAAGAAGCCGAAAUCCAGAAGGAAAAGGCUGCCAGAGAAAUGGAAGCGGCUGCCAGAGAAGCCGAAAUCCAGUUGGAAAUGACAAGGAUAUUGGCAGAGUUGGAAGUGCUGAAGCUAGAAGGAGAAGAAGAAGCUGCCAAGGUGGAAGCAGAGUACAUAGAAGAAGCUGAAGGACUGCAUAAUCUGACCGACGUAAGAUCUACUUCAGAAAGGACCAGAUUGGAACGCACAAGCGACUAUGUCCGAUCUCAAAUAGACAGGAAGCCUCGUCCUUCCUCUCCGUACGUAUUUGAUAACAUCCCAUGUCAUGAGGAACCUCAGGCAGACCCGAUUGCAUCACAUCCAUAUGAUGAAGACAAUUUACCCUCGCAACUCCGCGAUGAAGUCAAGAAUGAAAGAGCUGAUGACAAAUACUUCUUGACACCAAACUUACAAUAUUUAGGGAGAAGAGAUGCAGAGGUCAAAUUCAGGACAGCAAAUUCCAUAAGAAAUGUACGCCCUCAGUCAUAUACGCGCUAACGUAUUUCCCCAGCCCGCAUGCCACUUACAGUUGAUCCCAUGAUGCAGUAUUUAGCACGACGAGAUCUCGUCACUUCGGGACUGUAGCAGUUUGACGAUAAACCUGAAAAUUACCGUGCAUGGUACUCCACAUUCACCAACGCUAUCCACGGAGUCCAGCUCAGAGCAACUCAAGAGUUGGAUCUUAUGGCAAAAUGGCUGGGAAAAGAAUCAUGCGAACAGGUGAGACGCAUACGUUCAGUGUACAUCAACAAACCCGAGCUAGCCUUAAGCAAAGCAUGGGAGAGACUUUGGGAGGGCUAUGGGGCCCCCGAAAUUAUCGAAGCGGCGCUAUAUCGACGUCUGGAAAACUUUCCUAAGGUGUCAGCCAAAGAUCACAUUAAGUUAAGAGAACUCAGAGAUUUACUCAUGGAGAUCCAAGGUGCCAAAGAAGAUGGCUACUCAGCUGGUCUAGUAUACCUAGAUACUCCAUCCGGGAUUAGACAAAUCGUGGUCAAACUUCCAUUUGGGCUGCAGGACAGGUGGCUGUCUGUUGCCUCAGAGUACAAGGAAGAACACGAUGGUCGAUUUCCUCCCUUUAAGCACCUCACUAAGUUUGUGUACAAG
This is a messenger RNA of Hypanus sabinus (Atlantic stingray), 2214 nucleotides long. RefSeq lists its product as uncharacterized. The transcript is spliced from 3 exons. The record is from RefSeq and is a predicted model, not a curated record. Bases 931 to 1608 code for a protein of 225 amino acids. NCBI's taxonomy places the organism in Eukaryota, Metazoa, Chordata, Chondrichthyes, Myliobatiformes, Dasyatidae.